AUACAGCAUUUGCAUCAUUGACCGACUUACAGACGUUCACCUUGUGUAUCAGCAAUGGAUCGCGUAAAGCCCCGCCAUUCUUCUUCGAAGACACGUUUAAUUGGUUGAUGAAGCGACCUAUUCUCGAGCUGCACCUGACCUACUCCAAGUUCACAGUCCCAUAUUUUUCGUAUCUCUCUCGGUUUCGGAAUAUUCACAAGUUCUCUCUCACUGGCGACAGUAAUCACUUCGCACCGACAAUCGAGAAGACUCUUGCGCGCGUACUUGCAAAUAAUCAUUGCUUGUCCCAUCUCUUCCUACAUUUGGUGGCUCGAUGGGAAAGCACCCUAGGAGUCUCUGGUAUAGAGCGUGUUUUCCCUAUGAAAUCGACCAAAAAUGUAGCGCUUCGUCAUUUCUCGUUGCGGGAAGGCAGUAUCAUCGCAGCUCCUCAUAUUUUCCAUCACCUACGCGGCCUCAAGUCACUCGAGAUAUCCCACAUCGAUCUCUACCAUGAGUCUGCAGGAUUCUGGACAGAACUCGCUCAACAGGAGAUACACAUACCCUCCAUUACCCUGAGGACCCAAAGUGUGCCUUCCGCAGUUAUUGACUAUCUCAUCUCGAACGAGGGAAUGACCGAGUUGAUGUUUGAAGUAGAGAGUAAUAUUGGAAACACUGCGAAGCGAGUGUUGGGUGAGGUGGUGCCGCGUCAUUCCGGAACUCUGGAGGUUCUUCAGCUGACAUCGUGCUGGGGCCGCCAUUGGAUUUUGGACUCUCAGCUCGAGUAUAUGAUAGGUGUGUCCCAAUGUACAAAGCUACGCGUUUUGGGAACCGUGGUGGAAGGAAAAGACUUUAUGGUAUGUAACAUCCCAUUGUCAUAUGCAAUUCUUAUCCUUUUAUUUUGAUAGGAUGGAGUUUUGCUCUUGUUGAAAGCCCUACCAAGUCUUCAAACCCUGCGGCUGGUCGCUCACACGAACGAUUUUGCCCAGGUCGUCAAGCAGAUUGAGUG
Molecule: messenger RNA, 985 nt
Organism: Guyanagaster necrorhizus
Lineage: Eukaryota; Fungi; Basidiomycota; Agaricomycetes; Agaricales; Physalacriaceae
Exons: 2
Coding region: 108-881 (257 amino acids)
Source: RefSeq, a predicted model, not a curated record